Humulus lupulus (European hop) is the source of this 2962-nucleotide messenger RNA. Its product is annotated as glycine-rich domain-containing protein 1. The transcript is spliced from 9 exons. The record is from RefSeq and is a predicted model, not a curated record. Lineage: Eukaryota; Viridiplantae; Streptophyta; Magnoliopsida; Rosales; Cannabaceae. Bases 86 to 2647 code for a protein of 853 amino acids.
ACUUUACUAUAAAUAUCUGAUCGAAAAUGACGAAAUAUGCAUUGCAAGGAAAGUUCAGUUAAGUAAGAAUCAAUAGCAGGUAACUAUGGCGAUGGAACAAGAGCUUGAGUGGAUUGAAGCACAAAAUAUAGGAAUAAGCGUUGAUCUUGUUGCUGUGGCCAAACGCCAGCUUCAGUUUCUAGCUGCUGUUGAUCGAAAUCGCUCUCUCUAUGACGGCCCCGUUCUGAACAGAGCCAUAUAUAGGUACAAUGCUUGUUGGCUUCCUUUGCUAGCGAAACAUUCUGAGGCACCGGUUUCUAAGGGACCUUUGGUUGUUCCUCUUGAUUGUGAAUGGAUUUGGCACUGUCACAGACUCAAUCCUGUGCAGUAUAAGUCUGACUGUGAGGAACUUUAUGGAAGGAUCCUUGACAACUGCAAUGUUGUAUCCUCUGUUGAUAAAUCCUGUAAGAGGGAAACUGAAGAAAUUUGGAAAAGUCUUUAUCCUGAAGAGCCCUAUACCUUAGACUUAAACUUGGCAUUGUCCGAGGAUAUCUCUGAAAGAGUUUAUGUACUAGAGAAAUGCACCAAAUAUGAUUUGGUUUCAGCUGCUAAAAGGCAGACUCCUUUCUUUUACCAGGUGUCUAGACCCCAUAUGAACAAUGACCUGUUUCUUGAAGGAGCUCUGGCUAGAUAUAAAGGGUUUUUGCAUUUGAUAAGGAGAAACAAGGAGAAGUCUUUGAAGCGCUUUUGUGUUCCAACUUACGAUAUUGACCUUAUCUGGCAUUCCCAUCAAUUGCAUCCUGUAUCUUACUCUAAAGACCUGAAUGAAGUACUUGGAAAGGUAUUGGAGCACGAUGACACAGACUCGGACAGAACUAAAGGAACGAAGCUUGAUGUUGGGUUUUCUAGCACUACCAAACAGUGGGAAGAGACAUUUGGUACAAGGUAUUGGAGGGCAGGGGCAAUGUAUAGAGGCAGUACUCCAACUCCUGUUACAAACACUCCUUGCUCACCAAACAUGAUCAACAAAGAGAAAGUUAAAACAAAUGAGUGUCAGAAAAUAAUUCAGCUACCCGAGGUGAAAUUUGUGGAGGUGGUUUUGGAGUUUGUGGAAGUUAAGAACUUACCAGAGGGGCACAAAGGAAGUCUCUUUGUCACAUUUAGUAAAACACAACCUGAUAUUUUGUUUGAUGCCAAGCGAAAACUGACUAUUUUGUCAGAGGCCAAAGAGAAGCAGGUUGCAUCUUUCCAGUGUGAACCUAACGGAGAGCUUCUCUUUGAACUUGUGUCUCGUUCUCCUUCGAACUUACCAAUAACAAAGCCAUUGAAGACAUUGGGUACUACUUCACUAUCUCUUCAAGACCUCUCUGUCUCAGCUUCUAACCUAUCUGUGGAAAAAUGGUUAGACUUGGUCCCAAGUUCUGGAAAUGUGAGCUCAAAACCAAUUCGUCUACGAGUUGCUGUCUCAUCUACUGUUCCAGCACCUGCACAAUGCGUGCUUGAAAUGGUUCAUUCUCGACAGUUGUUAAAAAAUUCUUGUUUCCCCAUUUCUGGAAAGACUAAAGAUGCCACGGGCAGAAUCCAUGUCAUUGAUGAAACCGGCACUAAACUCAUCAAUCUCCAAAUCAGGAAUAUUGAAAGGGCAAAGGCGAGGGAGAACAGCUAUGCUCGGAAGGAGGUAAUUGGAAUGAUGAAGUCUGGUGAAAUGCAUACUCUUGCAGAAUUUAUUGGGACUGGAUGGUCUUUGAUGAAUUGUCAGUGGUCUCUACACCCUUGUAAGAAGUCCAGUGGAGAUUGCUGCAUUUUUGAGCUUGUGGGUGAUAAAAUGGUGAAAUUUUAUCCCGGCAGAAAGCUAGACUACGAACCUAAACAUUGUGAGAAACAUAAAAAUGAAAAAGACUUCAUAACUGCAGUUGAGUUCUCUGCUGAAGAUCCUUAUGGCAAAGCAGUGGCCCUGCUCAACUUAAAAUCUGGAUUUGUUAAGGUGAAGGAAGAAUGGAUGUUAAUCCCCAGCGUCAUAUCAUUUUCAAUAUUUUCAGAUACAGUAAAUGAACGAUAUGAUGGCUUUGCUGUUAAUGCUAAGAAUUUGGAGCUUAAAAACAUAACUGAAAUUAGUAAUGAUACCAACAAAGAGGCCAAUGGAACCGACUCCAUCCCUUCUGCAACAAGUGAAGUUAAGUUUAACAUGGUUGUGGCCGAAAGAGAUGCAUUGGUGCCAAGAAAGGGCGAGUUAUCCAUUGGAGGCUGUGGGGCAGGAUGUGGCAGUGGAUGUGGAAACAUGGUGAGGAGUGGUGGACAGUGUGAAAAUAUGGUGAAAAGUGGUGGCUGUGGCAGCAGUGGAUGUGGGGGUUGUGGUGCUGGCGGAUGUGGAGCCAUGGUGUCGAGUGGCGGUGGCUGUGGCAGUGGUUGUGGUGGUGGAUGUGGGGGAUGUGGAGCCAUGGUGUCGAGUGAUGGCUGUGGAGGUUGUGGUGCCGGCGGAUGUGGAAACAUGGUGUCGAGUGGUGGCUGUGGAGGUUGUGGUGCCGGUGGAUGUGGAAGCAUGGUGUCUAGUGGUGGCUGUGGAGGCUGUGGUGGUGGUGCUAAUUUUGCACAAUCUGACAACCCUUGUGCGGAUGCACUCUCGAAGGGAACACCAACUCCCCAAGUCAACGAAGCAGUAGCUGCCUAAUGGGGUCACUGUUCAUAUCAUCGACUCAAAAGAAAUGCACUGCAUCUUAAUAAUAAAUUUCUUAUGAAGGGACACUGCCUUGUAGUGUUUAAUUGGGUGUAUUAUGGUAUCUGCUUUGGUAAUAAAUCAGUGUGAGAAAUCACUUUCAGUUGGCUUGCACAUAUACGUUUAUGCAAUAUCCAACUCUUCAUAUUAGUUUGCACAUAUCUGCUUUCUGUAAUGUCAAUAUCUGUCGUUUGGGUGCAACUUUUCCAGUUCUGUACACCAUGUAAAAAUUUCUGGACCUAAAACUAAGUUAUUUACCUUUGUGAUGAA